AUGGCGCCGAAAGCGAAGAAGGAAGCUCCUGCCCCUCCCAAAGCUGAAGCUAAAGCGAAGGCCUUGAAAGCCAAGAAGGCAGUGCUGAAAGGCGUCCACAGCCACAAAAAGAAGAAGAUCCACACAUCACCCACCUUUCGGUGGCCCAAGACCCUGCGGCUACGAAGGCAGCCUAAAUACCCCCGGAAGAGCGCGCCCAGGAGGAACAAGCUUGGCCACUAUGCCAUCAUCAAAUUCCCCCUGACCACCGAGUCAGUCAACAAGCACCAGAUCAAACAGGCUGUGAAGAAACUCUAUGAUAUCGAUGUGGCCAAAGUCAACACCCUCAUAAGGCCCGACGGAGAGAAGGCGUAUGUUCGGUUGGCUCCUAAUUAUGAUGCUCUGGAUGUUGCCAACAAGAUUGGAAUCAUCUAA
This is a messenger RNA of Microtus oregoni (creeping vole), 414 nucleotides long. Its product is annotated as 60S ribosomal protein L23a-like. The transcript has 2 exons. Gene Ontology annotation, cellular component: ribosome; cytosolic large ribosomal subunit. The record is from RefSeq and is a predicted model, not a curated record. Gene Ontology annotation, biological process: ribosomal large subunit assembly; translation. Gene Ontology annotation, molecular function: structural constituent of ribosome. Bases 1 to 414 code for a protein of 137 amino acids. NCBI's taxonomy places the organism in Eukaryota, Metazoa, Chordata, Mammalia, Rodentia, Cricetidae.